This is a messenger RNA of Mercenaria mercenaria, 730 nucleotides long. RefSeq names its product macrophage mannose receptor 1-like. Gene Ontology annotation, cellular component: external side of plasma membrane. The record is from RefSeq and is a predicted model, not a curated record. Lineage: Eukaryota; Metazoa; Mollusca; Bivalvia; Venerida; Veneridae. Gene Ontology annotation, biological process: biological process involved in interspecies interaction between organisms. Gene Ontology annotation, molecular function: carbohydrate binding. The coding region runs from base 22 to 681 and encodes 219 amino acids. The transcript has 3 exons.
GUGACGCCUACUCAUGCUUUUAUGACGUCAUCGUAUCCAAAUACUACUGACAAUAAGAUACAGACAACAGAGGCAAAUACAACUUUGCAUCCCACAGAACUGUCAUCAGUUACUUCACUUCUAUGGCAAAACGUUUCCACAACAGACGUACUAAGGACAGAAACGCCAAGUAAGCGACCUUCGCAUAUAUCUACAACACCUGGAAUAACUCAGUCACCAACGACACAUGGCUAUUCUUUCCACUGCCAAGUCAAAGAUAGUUUUGUACAUUUACACAAUUCACAUGCGCAAUUGUGUGUCCAUGUUGUACUUCGUCAUGCACCAUCGUCUUGGGAUGACGCACGAGCAGCAUGUAAAAGACAAGGAGCGGAUCUUGUUGUCCUAGACACUCAUGACAAAGCUCUUUUAAUGAGGAAAGAACUUGCCAGUCAUCCUAGAUACCCAAUUCACGAAUUUUAUUGGAUAGGAGCAAAGGAUUUCUCAAAACAUGACCAUUUCUCCUGGGUAAACGGUCGCCAUUGGAAUAAAACAGCAGCCGAUUGGAGUGGAAGUCAGCCAGACCAUAUCAAACAUGGUCAUGACCAAGACUGUGUCUGCAUGUUUAGAGAUGCUGUACCAACUUUCAAAUGGCACGAUAAAAGUUGCAAUGUUGAAGGAAGUUAUAUCUGUGAACGAAAAUAAAUAUUACAAAAUAUCUGUUACGUAACAAAAAACAUGUGUUCCUUGUUCU